Molecule: messenger RNA, 1500 nt
Organism: Cladophialophora psammophila CBS 110553
Lineage: Eukaryota; Fungi; Ascomycota; Eurotiomycetes; Chaetothyriales; Herpotrichiellaceae
Exons: 3
Coding region: 1-1500 (499 amino acids)
Molecular function (GO): iron ion binding; heme binding; oxidoreductase activity, acting on paired donors, with incorporation or reduction of molecular oxygen
Source: RefSeq, a predicted model, not a curated record
AUGUUUGGCCGAGAGACAUUCGAGAUCUCGGUUCCUUCUCUACCGCCUGGCGUGGUCAUCAACAGCCCCCAAGUUUUGGAUUACGUGCUCAAAAACGAGGCGGCCAUCACCAAGGGCGACUUUUUCAGAGAACGGUCGUGGGAUCUUUUUGGCUAUGGCAUUAUCAAUGCCUCAGGCGAGCUGUGGCGCGCACAACGCAAAGCCGGGUUGAAGUUCUUCAGUGGGACAAAUCUCGAUAUCAUGAUCGAAGAUGUUUUACCCGAGAUCUAUCAAGCGUCCACGAGGAACGUCCUCUCCCAAGCCGCGCAGGACCGCUCUGCGGUCGACUUACAGAAGAUCUUCCAUGAUCUCACAACCACUGUGGUCGGACACAUGGCCUACGAUAUGGAAAUCGACGCCUCCUCCCCCUUCAGCAAAGCCUUCGACCAUGCCUCAUCCCAAAUCGGCCUCCGCUUUCAAAACCCGCUGUACCGUUUCACCGAGAUCUUCACGGGCUCGUCAUUCCGCGCCGCCCUCGUCGAAGUGAAACGCUUUGGCCGUCAGAUUGUCUCCGAAGCCCGGAAACGCCGUGCUCGAGAAGCGUUUGAAAGUCUCAUCACCAACACCAGCGAAGACGAGACCAAGCUCGAGCAGCAGCGUAAACAGCCCGAUGGUGACGACGAAUCUGGGUUGGGAUUUGGAACGUUGAUUGACUCACUCAUUGAAUCGUUGGGAGAUCCCAAAAUUGUCGCUGAUGCGGCACUCAAUUUUCUGUCUGCGGGUCGAGAUACCACGGCACAGAGUCUCACCUGGACGUUCUACGCAUUGCUGAGACACCCCGAAGCAUUAAAGCGGGUACGGGAAGAGAUCGAUUCGAAAUUUGGAACGGCACCCGAUACCCCGAUGGGUAACCAGCCACCAGCAGACGAUACCAUGGAUAACGAGCGCGAAGACGGGGAUGUUGAAAUCGACGUAGCAGCACUGCAACCAACCUCACUCCCCUACACCAUGGCAACCUUCUACGAAGCACUCCGCCUGUACCCGCCAGUCCCCUUUGAAAUCAAGCAAACCAACCAACCCGUCACCCUGCCCGACGGCACCUCUUUACCCGCGGGGGCCAUUGUAGUCUGGUGCAUCUGGGCAUUAAACCGCUCCUUCUCCACCUUUGGCGAGGACGCCCACUCGUUCCGCCCAGAGCGCUGGUUAGAGACCUCAACCUCGAAUCCACACUUGGACGCCGACACCGCGACACCACCGCCCACCUUCAAGUUCACCGGCGCCAGGUUCUCGGUGGGCGAAUUCGCCGUCUUCAACGGCGGCCCGCGCAGCUGCUUGGGGAAGAAGAUGGCCGAGCUGAUGGGCGCGUGGGUGCUGGUGCGCAUGCUGCGCGACUGGGACUUGGACGAGGUCAACGACGGCCUCAACAUGGACCCCUCCUCAAGCCAGCGCAGGAGCGCGAAUUCCUUGACGCUGCCCAUGCAGGGCGGCUUGCCUGUGCGGGUGCGCCUCAGGGGGAGGUGA